Anopheles gambiae (African malaria mosquito) is the source of this 918-nucleotide messenger RNA. RefSeq lists its product as uncharacterized. The transcript is spliced from 2 exons. NCBI's taxonomy places the organism in Eukaryota, Metazoa, Arthropoda, Insecta, Diptera, Culicidae. Bases 190 to 798 code for a protein of 202 amino acids. The record is from RefSeq and is a predicted model, not a curated record.
CCAAACGAGAGCUGUAAUGGUUAAAUGGGGCGGUUUACUAAUCUGAUUUUGGCUUGAGGAGUGUUGAUGUUGUCAAUGGAUUUAAUUGUUGUUUGAUCACUCAAUGGAUGUGUGGUUAGCAAAAUGGAGUACUGCAAACGGGUAUAAAACAUGUGAUUAUGAAGGGUAUCACCAAUUCGUACAGCAACUAUGCGGCUCAUUAACAUAAUAACUUUAGUUUUUCUACUAAAAAUCGCACCGUUUAUGGAAAGUGGCAAGCCUACAGCUGGUUUGCCACAACGGCGCAACGAAUCAAAACAGUACACAUUUAAAAUAUUAAAGUAUAUCAGCAAAGAAACGCCAUACAAGCGUACCCAUCUGCACUACUUCAAAACGAUUUUACGCCGCAACCAGCCGACGCUGCUGAACAUGUCGCUCACCAUACCAGAAGUGCUGAACUAUGUAUGGGUGAGAAUUAAGCUGCACUACAAGUUUAACACCUUCCAGCCAUUUCUGAUCGAUAUGGAGCAGGAAGCUUGCGAAUAUAUAAGGAAUCGUCCGAUCAUUCCACAGACGGAUUAUAUAUAUGAAACGUUCGUAAAACGUUUACCAGCCAUUGCCGGACCAUGUCCGCAUGGGAAUAGAACAUAUGACAUCGUUUGGUGGCUCGAGGAGCGGUAUACACCACGCUCCAUUCCGGCAGGAGAGUAUCGACUGGAUAUGAAAUUUGUCGCCAUUGAUAACGUGACGCUCUUUGCUUCGGAAACGUACUUUACGGCUAGGCGUAAUGGUAUCUUACGCUCGAUGAUUGAAUGGUAAAAAUGUUGGCCAGAAGAUACAUAGAUAAUGGCACCAGAGCUACUUGAAUAUUCGUGUCGGUCUAAUAUUGGGUUGUUCCUGCCACAGAUGCCUGUAAAAUGUGUGUAGUAUCGAAUGGGG